Messenger RNA from Suillus clintonianus, 360 nucleotides. RefSeq lists its product as uncharacterized. The record is from RefSeq and is a predicted model, not a curated record. NCBI's taxonomy places the organism in Eukaryota, Fungi, Basidiomycota, Agaricomycetes, Boletales, Suillaceae. The transcript has 2 exons. The annotation marks the transcript as partial.
CGAGGUCAUUUUUGGACCAUAUAUGAACGGGAGGCCGGGUAUCAUGUCGAGGAGUUCCUUGAAAAACACAAGAGUGACAUGGAUAUCGUUCUUAUAUUCUCAGGUCUCUUUUCCGCAGUCAGCACCACUUUCAUCGUUUCUCUUCAAUCUGGACUCAGUCCGGACGAAGCCCAGAUGACAAAUGCCCUGUUAAAACUCCUUAUCCAUACACUCGACAGUUCUGCGUUUGAUGGUCAACAGCUCGACCUCCCACAAUGGAAUGGACCAGGGACAACUGAGAUCUGGAUACAAUGUCUCAUGUACGCCAGCCUCAGUACCAGUCUUAUUGCUGCCCUGGGUGCCGUACUGGGGAAGCAAUGG